Metopolophium dirhodum (rose-grain aphid) is the source of this 2416-nucleotide messenger RNA. RefSeq lists its product as uncharacterized. The record is from RefSeq and is a predicted model, not a curated record. Lineage: Eukaryota; Metazoa; Arthropoda; Insecta; Hemiptera; Aphididae. The coding region runs from base 1014 to 1472 and encodes 152 amino acids. The transcript has 4 exons.
UAUAGUACACAUGCGCGCUGCACCGCUUUUCUUCAUAAUAUACAUUCGUCAUUCACAACAACCUCGUGACCAACGCUUUUGUCGCACCGCCAAUAAAGCCAACGAGCACCACUAAUAACUUGUACUGUUUUCCACCGUUCUCUCUUGUAUAUUUUGAAUAAUCGUUAAAUUGUAAUCAACAAGCCGCGUUGUUCAAUUAUUUCAUUUUCUCGUCACGCCCCACGUGACUUGGUUGGAGGUAGUCGAUACGCCUACUAAACCGCAACCUCCACAAUAGUAUUAAUUGUUAAAACCGACGCGCCGUACACACGCACAGAUAUACGCAUAUACAUAGAGUGGAUAAGACGCGUCGCACAAAUGUUCAUUUGGUGCGGAAUACAAAGACCGACAAUAUUAUGUCGGCAAGAGACGCACCAAUCAGACGUCGAGUCAACUUACCUGUACCGCGCUACACCGCUCGAAUUUCAAGAUUCAACGCGAUGCGCAGUGUGAUCCCGGCUAGACGACGUGUUCCAGACAAUACUUCGCUCGUCUUUGGCCUUUGUUUGCUGCCCUAAAACCGACUGUCGGACUAAGCUCGCGUACCUAUCGUAUUUUUGCCAAAUAGUCGUGUGGUUAAGUCGUCGCGCUGGUGAUUAGCAUAAGACGCGUUGCGUUUAUACGCCUUGUUUCUCGCCCGUGAUGGUCGUCAAUGUUGACGUUACCGCCGCCGAAGUGAAUCGAUGCGAUCGUCAUUCGGCUCUAACGAAACCACUACCAAUCCCGCUGUUCACUUUCCAGCAUGGAGUUUGUGUGUGCUCUGCAAGUUGCGGAAGUCAAUCGGUUAGCUUCACGUCCUGUCCAGGGCGACCAGAGUGAUUCCGCGCCGGAAUCAACCCAAGCUAUAUACUUGCUACUUGUUUAAUCACUGUACCGCCGAAGCAGCCACCGUUGUUUCAGAGGACACAUAUUUCAUUUUUCACGGAUCCCGCUGAGUGGUUGAUUUGUAUAUCCUGACGCUGGUCAGUGUCAUUAUGCAAAUCUUCGAUAACAUGUCUUCAAGUGUAAAAGAAAUGCUUGAAUGUGACCCUAAACGUAAAAUAUCUAAUUCAAAUGUCACAAGUUUUGCAUCAAAAGGAGCCAAAAAGUUUAAACUAGAUAAACCUGAUAAGGACAAUAGUAUCUUGUUUGAUAGAACAGUUUGUGUUGUACCAGCUAAUAUACCUCUAGAAAGGAAUUUCCCUCGGAAUUUCCAGUAUCCUACUAUUGAGAGUGGACAAACUGUAUAUGCAAUGCAGUUAACUAUAAAAGGUUCAUGUUAUGAUCCUAAUUCUAAAUAUGAUGAUGAAUUUUAUGCUGGUAUAGCAGCUGAACCUCCAAAUAUGCUUAAUAACUUUCGAUACUUGAUUUUUUUUUAUGAUAGUAAAGUUCAAUAUCGACAACACCAAGGUAUUCGUUUAAUUGCACGUUGGAGAAGUAUACAUGUUGUAUAGAUGAAGUAGAGAAUUCCUGGUAUUUUAUAAAAAGUUAUUUGGAAAAUUAUCCAAACCGUCAAAUGUUGACCAAUCAACAUUCAGUACUAGCAGUCCAACUUCAACAAUGUUAUUAGGUAAUGAAUAUUAAGAAUAUGAAUAUUAUGAAUAUUCAGUACUGCUAACCCAUUUUGUCUGUCUUCUGUCAUAGAAGAUCUCAUAUUAUUUUUCAACCACCGUAGGGAAGAAAAUGAUCUUUCUGCUGUUGCUGAUGUAAUGGUAAUUGUUGCAAAAAUUUUAAUAUCUGGAUAAAAUAAAUCACAAUAUACCAAUGUAUCAAUAGCAGUUUUGGGCUUUGGAUUUUCUAUAUUGGUCCAUUUCAUCUUCCAGAGUACACGCGAUACGAAAAAAUAAAGUCUAAACCUUCAAAAUCAGUGCGUGAAUACUUUGGAAACAACGAGUGUGUAUAUAUUAUGGAUGCCAAAAUUAGAGGCAAUAUUGGACGUUAUUUCAAUCAUUCGUGUUCUCCAAAUAUAUUUGUCCAAAAUGUAUUCGUUGAUAUGCAUGACUUACAGUUCCCAUGGGUAUCGUUAUUUGCACACAAAAACAUACUGGUGGGAACAGAACAGACGGGUUCCACAAAAAUAAUAUGCAAUUGUCAGUCUCGAAAAUGUAGAGGGAGAUUACUUUAAAUAUGUAUACGUAAUAAUAAAUUGAAUAAAUCAACAAGUUAAUUAUAUUUUAUUUAUUAUUCUCAUGAAAUUAUUAUAAUUUCUACUAAUUUAAUUUUAAUGAGACAAAGAUUUAAGAGGACACUAACCUAACUUAAAAGUUUGAUAACAGGUCAAUUCACUCUUAAUAUCAAAACUAACAGCACACUAACUAGUGAAUGAAAAUUUGAUAUAUUGUACAUGUGUAAGACAGGGACAACAAAUGCAUGGGUAGCGUCCUCUUAAAUUAAAGUA